This is a messenger RNA of Falco peregrinus (peregrine falcon), 4228 nucleotides long. It is a transcript of the gene SMIM28, whose product is annotated as small integral membrane protein 28. Bases 267 to 773 code for a protein of 168 amino acids. Lineage: Eukaryota; Metazoa; Chordata; Aves; Falconiformes; Falconidae. The record is from RefSeq and is a predicted model, not a curated record. The transcript is spliced from 2 exons.
UUUGCUGGUAAUGUAGGCCACCGAAGCAAAUCCAGAGAGAUUGAGUUGGAAGUGGAGAGAGGCUCUGAGAUCUGUUUGCUUGGCUUCCUGACGACGGCAGGGAUGUCUAACUUCUUUUUUUCUUUUCCACUAUAAACGGGAUAUCAUUUAAGAGGGAUCAUUAGCUGAGAGCAGCCCAGCUGGGUCAAGGCUGGGAGGCGGGGACGCAGUUGCAAGCAGCGAAGCAAGGUGGAGGCUCGAAGACAGAAGACCAGGUUAAUGAAAGCAUGAGGUGGCUCUUGGGCAGCAGCUGGAGAAAAUUUGGACACGCUGACAGGGGAAACUAUGACUGGCUAAACAGCGAACCAGGUGGGCCGCUUCUGGAAACAGAGCUUCAGAGCAAACAGACAAGUUCAACCAAAGACGACAUAGAACCAUUUCUGUGCAUCAUAUUGCCUGCCACCAUGAUGCUCUUCCUGGCAUUCUUGCUGCUCUUCCUGUACCGCCGUUGCCAGCGCCCCACUCCGCAGGGGCAGAUCUUCAGCAUCGACCUCCCCGAGGCCCUGCCCGAGCACGAUGUGUCCAAUUUCCUUUCUGUGCUGCCCUGGAACAGCGAACAGAGUUUCCACUACUCCACUCUGCUUCCUGAUGCCACAUUACUCACUGUGUGUUUGCCUCCAUCCUACGAGGAGGCCACCAUGAAGACUCCCACAGAUGAGGCUCACAUUGAGCUCUCUCCAGAUCCAGUGCCUCCUUAUGAAGAGAGCUCACUGCAGUCCAGCAGUGCCAAAUAAAACUUCCUAGGGAAGCACCUUAGCUGAAGCAUGCAGCCCCUCAAGGCACAAACGCGGAACUGCUACGGCCUUUAAAAUUAGCAAAAAGAUUCCAAGUGAGGCACCAAACCAAUGAAUUAAUGAAAGAAGAGCCUUGGAGUAACAGGGAAUGAGUCCCUUCACCUCAUCCUAGGGUUGUCUAUCUUUCAAUUUUUGGCAAGCGUACAUACACAGCAUAGCACCAAAUUGGUCCCAAACUGGUAACACGGGUAUUCCAGUUAACAAAGCAUGUCAUGCAAAGAUUAAACUUAAGGACAGGUGGGAAGCCAUCCCUCUACAAUCCCUGAGCUGCAAGGAAAUAUGAAUUAUGCUUUAGAUUCACCACACAAAAAGGGCUUUUAGGCAAAUACCUAUUCCGGUUUGGCUUUUUCUUUUUUACAUGUUUAUUUUUAAUUCCGUUUCUGACAAGAUGAUUCACUCCAUCUGUGUGUUUUAACAUCACAUCAUUCUGCAGUGCUCCUGAAUGAUUGCAACUGCUGUCAGGAAAGCAAAUAGACAUAUAACCUCUACAAAAUUUCCAGCAACUGUCCCCAAAGGUUCAAAUGUGCACUGUGGAUAAAGGCUCUCUUAUUACAGUUGAAUAAUGAGGACAACCAAAGAAGAUGUGAUCAUUCUAGGUGAGGAAGACUCCAGCAGCACCACAUAAGAGCACACUCACAUUGUUGCUGCAAGCUACUUGCGAAGGUCUGCAACAUCCCAAUGUUCCAGGUUACUGGCUUGACUUAUUUUCCAAUUUACAAGUCUACAACAAUAAACCCUGUGACCUAUUUGGUGCAGUGUGGAAAGGAGUUAGGGGAAAAUUAAUAAAAUAAAAUGCACACAAACAGACACCCCAGGUCUGUAUUUCAAAACAGCCUUAUAGUCCCUUCCCCUUCAUCACUAGGGCAAAGUAAAUCUCAAUGAAGUGCAUUGGUGGCUGCGGUUCAGUUUCAGGAGGGCUUGCACAUGCAUACUUUUAGACAGUGAUGUAUGUUAUCUUUAAUUGUUUCAUACAGGAUAGCAUUUUCACUAUGUCCACAGAUGCUCUUGCUAUAGAUUGUGGCUACUACCAAUCCUAACAGCCUCAAAAGUUAUGACAGCUUCUUCUUUGUAGGUGUCAGCUAUUCCAUGACAUUACAUUUGCCUGUGGCCUGCCAACAUAACAACUACUACAUAUUAUUGUGCGCAGCUUUAGUCUAACUCCUAAACCCUAAGGCUGUCCUGACUUGCACAUUGUGAUUCCAGCAAAUGUCAUGAGGUGCCAGUAUCAGCCAGUCCUAUUUUGUGAACAUACCACAUUCCCUUAAAAAAAAAACAAACCACAAACCAACCAGAAACAAACAAAAAAACCCACCCAAAAAAACAAAACCAGAAAACAACAAUGGAAGAAGAAACCAUCACUGUACAGCAGAAGAAAGACAGGCUACUUUUCAGCUGCAGGUAGUUAAAUUUCACAUUACGCCAACAGUGGCACAAAUCAUAUCACCACAGUAACCAAGCAGUCCUGGUCAAAACUGAUGAUCCCACUCAUACAGUUCCCUUAAAACAAACAAAAAAAAUAAUAAUCUGGCUUUUGUAAUUCAGAAAUAAGAUUAUUUCCUUGAACUACACUUUUGAGAUUGUUACCUUUCCUAAUGUUCCCUUUUGGUCACCAAACUGUAAGAAAACAACAGCUGAUGUUUUGGAAAAAUCCAAGUUGAAUCAACCAUUUAUCUUUUCAGACCAUGUCUGGGACGAGUUCCUGGUAUGUGCUGAUGCAUUUGAAAGUACUGUAUUUUACUGCCUCCUUGCAUUUUGUUCAACUCCUUAAUAUUUGGUACGUGCAGUUGUUGCCAGCUACAAGGAAAGCUGGAGAAAUACAAGAGCCCCAAACAACACGUGCUACCUAAUCAGCAAGGUACAAAGGUUUGAGGUUCAAAAAGAAAUCACUUCUGCCUCUGAUGUCUGCAUAUUCCACUAAUUUCAGCAGAAUUGUACAGGUAUGCUUGAAAAUUCAGCCAUUGUUGUAUGGAAUUGAGUAUAUUUUGCCUUAAAAGAUCUGCUGUGUUUUGAAAAGAGGUGCAAUGUUCUUCAACACAAUUUCCUGUUUACCAGUAACCAGGGUAGUGUCUGAAACCCAAGCCGCAGGCUGAUCAUUCUAAACUGCUCUCUUACCUGAGUUACAAUUAAGAUAACUUCUUGACUGCUAUUUCUUAUGACCAAGACUGAUACACUUCUACAUCCAGUCAAGAAUUGCUAUUCUCUCCAAGUAUAUAGACAGUGAUUGUCUCUCACACAGUAUUUAUCCAAUAACUCUCAAAUCCUGCCUUGGACAAGUAGUUUCUGUUCAUUUGCAUUACUAGAGACAAUUAAAAGCAGAUACUUGCUAAAAUCCAAAGGAACAGAAACAUCCCCAUAACUUAAAUUCUUCUUUCUAACAGACUGCUUUUUAUUCCAUUGGGAAUUGAUAUCCCUUACCUCAUUCCAACAUAGAUUUGUCUAGUCUUGCAUGUUAAUUGUCCCGAGUGGCUUUCAACCUAACCAGCAUUUCACUUCCCACUCCCAGGUCUCCACCUCAAAGAGAAGGUCCAGCAGAACAAAAAAGAUAAUGUUUCUCAUGCAAACAUACAGAAAUUAAUCUCCACUGCCUAGAAGCUACCUCUGACUGUAUCAGCCUGUGGUGGCACACAUCAGUAACCACAGUGUUACUGGUAUUAGUGCUUCUGGCUGUGGAGCAGCUAUCGGGUCCCUGGGGUAAACACGUUCUGCAUUCAAGCGGAGAGCUCAUGAUCUGAAAGGAACCUGUGUCUGGCAAUACAGCAACCAUAACUGUAAGAUAAAAAUCUUUAGUUUUCUCAGCUCCACUAAUCUGAAAGAUGAAGUUUUAGGGCACACAACCUGAAAGAAAGAUAUUGGAGUCGAGGCUGUAGACAAGAAGACUGAGGAGAGACAUUAAGUUUUCAAAUACAUAAAAGGUAACUGCAAACAAAGUAAAAUACACACCCUUCAUGCCUGCAGCAAUCUGAACUGGUACUAGUGAGCUUGAAGUGCAGCAAGAUAAAGUCAGAAAAGAAAUUUCUGAAAGUGAAGUUCAGUCUGAAAGUACAGUGAAGUACUGGCAGCACCAUGUCUAGACACAGAGAAGUUAAACAUCUGUCAGGAGUGAUGAAGGAUCCUAGCUAGAGCAAGGAACCGAUUAGAUGUCUUCUCUGGGUCCUUUCCUGUUCCUAUGCCCUAAAGCUGUAUCAAAGCAGAUUCUGUUCAUCAUUUCCAAGUUUUGUAUGAAAUCAGAUGUCUGUUUCUUUGAAAAUCUGAUACUAUGAAUUUUCCUGUGCAUCCAGAGAUCACUGUAACCCUGUCAUUGUACGUUAUAACCACAAGGUCCUUAUACACAUUUUUCUUUUUGUUUAAAUCCAAUUAAGAUUAGGACUUAUUAAAUAUUAAUGUCUGCUAAUACA